Messenger RNA from Brienomyrus brachyistius, 5569 nucleotides. Its product is annotated as ras-related protein Rab-5B-like. Gene Ontology annotation, molecular function: GTP binding; GTPase activity. NCBI's taxonomy places the organism in Eukaryota, Metazoa, Chordata, Actinopteri, Osteoglossiformes, Mormyridae. The coding region runs from base 270 to 911 and encodes 213 amino acids. The transcript is spliced from 6 exons. The record is from RefSeq and is a predicted model, not a curated record.
GGUGCGCUUAGUGCGCAUGUGCGGAAGAGCAGACAGCGCUCGGGAGUCCAGUGCCGAGAGCUGCCGGCUGCUGGGAGGCAGUGAUCGUGUGUGCGACCGUCCGACCGUUCGUCUGUCCUUCGGCAAAGGUCUUCGCUCAUCUCCUCGUCCUGGCGUUAAAGAAGCUGUUUUAGUUCAGACGCAGAGAGUGACAGCAGGACAGAGGUGGAGUCACACAGUCAAAAGAGCAGGCUGGCCACAGACCCCCCUCUUCUGAGGAACCCCUCCUAAUGGCCAGCGGAGGAAGUACUGAAGAUGACCCCCCACAGCAGACGAAGAUCUGCCAGUUCAAGUUGGUGCUGCUGGGAGACAUGGCAGUGGGCAAGUCCAGCCUGGUUUUGCGCUUCGUGAAGGGCCAUUUUGACGAGUUCCAAGAGACCACCAUCGGAGCUGCAUUUCUGGCACAGUCAGUGUGUCUAGAUGACACAACCAUCAAGUUCGAGAUCUGGGACACUGCAGGGCAGGAGCGCUAUCACAGUCUGGCUCCCAUGUAUUACCGAGGUGCUCAGGCCGCCAUCGUGGUGUUCGACAUCACCAAGCCGGAGACAUUUGAGCGUGCCAAGGCUUGGGUGAAGGAGCUCCAAAGGCAGGCCAACCCCAGCAUCGUUAUCGCCCUGGCAGGGAACAAAGCUGACCUGGCUGAUCGGCGCAUGGUGGAGUACGAGGAGGGUCAGGCCUACUCGGAAGAUGCUGGCCUUCUGUUCUUGGAGACUUCCGCAAAGACCGCCAUGAAUGUCAAUGAGCUGUUCCUGGCUAUUGCCAAGAAGAUGCCAAAGAUGGACACCCAGAACCCCACGCAUGCUGCUUGGCACAGGGGGGUGAACCUUCAGGAGCCGAAUGGCCAGCCUUUUUGGGGCUGCUGUGCUAGCUAAUGGGGCUGUACUGCAGGGCACUGCUCCAGGCCCCAAGCCUGCUGCAGCCUGAGGGAACGAUCCCGAGCGGCUGGGAAUGCCGUCUUUGGGAAGCAUCUCUAGGAAGUGGUGGAAAUUCCAAAGGACAAUAAGAAAAUAAAAUGUCCUGCUAUUUUGUGUAUUAUCUAGCACCAUUGAGAGGUGAGGGACAAAAUGACGCUUUGUGAACCAUUUGCUGUAUGUUUUGACCCCACUAGAUGGUGCUCUUGGUUUGCUUGGGAGCAUGCUUUGGGAGCAUGCUUUGCGUUUAGCGCCAUCUAGUAGUGGGGACAAAAAAUACAGCAAGUGUUUCAUAAAGCAUCAUUUUCUUCCUUCACUAGUUUUUAGUAUGUACAUUUAAGUAACAGCCUUUUUUUAAAAUACGAAGCACUGCUGAUGAGUGACAGAGGUGGAGGGAAUGUUGUUUAGUUUUAGUCCAGGCGAUGGAGUACAAGGAGAAGGCAUCAAGGUGGCUCAAACUCUGGUUAGUUUAAAGUCUAAAUGGUUGCUCCCACUAUAUGAAGGACCCGACAGGACUACCCCAUUUCUUGCAUCAGACACAGAGUCAAGCUAGAAACACUUAAAAUACCUGUUUGUGAGUUUCCUGAUCUCUUCCACCUCUUCUACUAGUUGAUGAGGUGGAAGCCUGACCCCCCAUGCAGAACAUAGCUACAGCAUUCCUGGAGGACCGCACACUUUUUUUUUGUCGGCCUCCAGUGCUGGUUCUGACCCUGUCUUUUCCAAGUCAUGGUUAUGUGUGUCCAGGCGGACCUACAUGCUUCUGUGGAUCAGCUUCUACGCAUCUUCUCCUUUUGGAAUGUUAAUUUACAGUGACAUUAUAUAUGAUACUGUGUGAAUAUUAUAACAUUAUUAUGAUAAUACUAAUAUAAUAAGCAAUAUUGAAUAAAGCAGGGAAUUGUAUUGUUCUAUAUUUAAGGUGAAAGGGUUGAGUAACAUGCAUUUUAUCCACCGAUCCAGUCAACCUAAUCAAUAGCCGACAGAUACGUUCCCACAGGGAGCUGAGCUGUGGGUUUCGAAGGCUGGCUGGGGAGUACAGUCUGGUGACACCUAUAAACAGCAGCUGAGAUCACCUUCAAUCUCACCUAGAAAUCUGUUGUGCUUCAGCACUUUUCGGCAUGUUUGUCAUACAACCUUGAGCAGGAUGAGAGGAUGGUUGAGAAGGGCAAUAGGUGCAGAGAGUAUAGUGGUGCGAAUUGUGAGGUUCUCUCUUUGUAUGAGGAAGCUCAAAGCAUGUAAGCAGUUGAGUUUUUUUUUGGGGGGGGCUGCUUUGGUAAUGUCCAUUUUGGCACAAUCCACAAAGGACAAUGCAGGGAUAUUUGAUGCACUAAAUCCAAACUUUACCCCUCAACAGAAGGUGCCGCUUCAUAGAUAAAUAUUUCAUUGUAUAUCUGGGUGGUAGGAGGGUUCGGAGGGGCAUGACACUCCCGCAUGUUGGACGGACCUUUGUGAAUACAUGAAGGAAAGUAAAAAUAUGGGGACAGAAAGAACUUGUUUUGGUCACUCUGAACCUUAAGCCAGGAAUUUGACACCAUCUCACACCAAGGCACCAUGAUGCAGCUAAAACUUAGACCUGAAAAAGGUUUACCAUACGAUGGCUAUUUGACGGACUUUUUAUCAGGCUGCUUUCUUCAUUGUUCUAUGAGCUACUGGGCAACAGCUAGAAAAAUACCUUAAUAUAUUAUUAACUGUAUUUUUGACAAUGUAUGGCCAGUGAUUAAUUGUGCAUCUCUGUAGUGAGUAUAGGGUGACCACGAGCAUGACUAAAAAGGAACACACUUGUGUUCAAAAAGGAGGACACCUGCGUCCAAAAAGGAGGACUAUGGAUGAAAAAGGAGGACACCUGCGUCCAAAAAGGAGGACUAUGGAUGAAAAAGGAGGACACCUGCGUCCAAAAAGGAGGACUAUGGAUGAAAAAGGAGGACACCUGUGUCCAAAAGAGAGGAAUAAGGCUCACGAAGAGUGUAUCACAACAAUUAUCUUGCUAUCUCUAAAGAAUGGCAUUAACAAUAUUUGAAAGCAUGGCUGUUCUCGGCUUGUAUAGUAUGUGUUUUUCGUGCGAUUAGGGGUUGGAGAGAGCAGCACUAGUUGUUGACGAGGAGGUAGGUAGGGGGAGGGAAAAAGGGGCUAAAAGGAGACACCCAACAGCAGUCUGGGUAGAGGGUGAGAAAACCGGAUUGUCCAGAAAUCCGGGCAAGUGGUCAUGCUAAGUGAGCAUCAUCUUGCUUCUGCUAAACCCCUGAUUUAUAACACACAAUACCAGCAUUGAGCCAUGUAGUACAUGGCAUGGCCAGAAGGUGGCACCAAUGACCAGCCUAGUCCUCAAAUAGUGUGCAUCCAUUCUCCCAAUCAUGUAUCUAGGUUUGCUUUUGCUACUUUCAUAAUCCUGAGGCUGGUAAAACUGAAUAUGGUGGGGGCACCGCACAGCACUAUGAAACAACUCUGGCAGCCGCUCACCCACACAGAUGGCCACCAUGAAGAUCUCCAGGUUCGCGAUUCUUAAGGAAAAAGGGGUGCAAUAAGCAGGGUUCCUACACACUUUCCAUUUUAAAAUUCGAUACACAGUUACUCAAAGUCGACAUGUGAAAAUCAAAAUAAGAUUCCAGUUUUUAAGAACACUGUGUGCUGAAGAAGUUGCUGAUCCCAAGAGAUGAUUUGUGAAUGAUCCUUCACUUGAUAUGAACAUGGCAUUCUGGAUAGGGGCAUUUUCUGCACACCCACUGCAUUCAACACUAUCAGCUCAGUAGUCAACAAGACUACAGAAAGGGCUCUUCACACACCAGAUAGAAACCUCCACCAUAUUUCCUGGCCUGUAACGAUGCAGCAAGAUGACCAGAGGGAGCAUCCACAUCAAGACCUAAACUGGAAAGCCCAUGUACUGCCGGUGCAGUGCGGACAGCGAGAUGUGCUUCCAAACCAGAAAAUGCAGCCUGAGCCCCGCGAGAGACAAACAGAGAAGGCGGGAAGGGGACCGUGCCGGGGACCAUUUAAAGAUAUAUUUAACGGUCUGCCUUCAUUAUACUUCUUUCACCUUAUAUUUGCAUUUAUGUCAGUAUCAGUUCCUGUCCUUCCCUGGUCCAUGUGAACAGCAGUUGAACAUGGGUGAGUUGGUCAUUGUGGCUGUUUGCCCUGUGUUAACGGUGUUCAGUGGUUACCCCAUAGUUACUGUGUAUUAGUUCCUGUGUCAUUAGCGUUUGACCCCUUGCUUGGUACCCACGAGUUCCUAGUUUUAGUUUUAGUUGUCCUUGUGGUUAGUUUGUUACUUCAUGUUUGUCCUGUUUAGUUUUGAGCCCUUGCAGGAAACCUUUCCUUUCCUGUACUCUAUGUUCUAUUUGUUAAUACACCCCUUUUUCUGAGAGUCGUUACUUGGAUCGUCCCUCCUUCGUGAUGCCCUGCCAUGACACAUUUAACUGCUUACCUUCUUAUCCAAUCAAAUUAUAUGAGCUAAUGUAUCAACAAAUAAACACUACCCAUUUGAACAGCUUCAGAAAUGUGUACCACAUGUGUACAAGACAGGACUGAACAAGGCAAUUUUAUUGUUUUAAGGAUAAGAAAUGUGAUUUCACGCCCCUGGUGGAAUGUUAUGGAUAUACAGUGGAAUAGCAUUAAACUUGAAAAACCCAGUGUCAAGGCUUUUCUUCAUACUCCAAAUAGCACUAUCUGCAACCUUCUAUCAUACCCUGUCCCUGUUCAAAGACUCAAAGACUCAGUAUCAAAGGCCCAUUCUCAUUUACACACACAAGGCAUGUGUCAACCUGAAACAAACUUUAUUUAUUUGUUUAUUUGUUAGUGCCAUACAUGGCAUAGAGACGGUCAGAGGCCCCUGGGCUAUUUGAGUUGCCCCCUAUUUUCUUUGAUGAUGUAGCUCGUUAGUGAUGGUGACAGUGCUACAGGUUGCAUCAAAUCCAGAAAAAAAAACAAAAAUAACAAAAAAUAGGAAAUAACAAAAAAUUAGGUAACAUUUUACUUGAGGACAAAUAAUAUCGUAUGAACUAUUAAUCUUUUAGUUAUGUAUUAAUUAACCACAAAGUCUUAGUUGCAUAAAGAUCUCAUGUUUGUUCAUCAUUAAUGAAUUGUGAUGCAUCUAUUAUCUCAAGCACUAUAUUUGGCAUAAUAUCUGUUAAAUUGUGAGCUACUGAAGGGGCUAAUGAUGGAACAAAUAAUGAUUAAGAAAGGUGAAAUACUGAUCUCAUGUUCGAUCCUCAGUAAUGAAUCAUGAUGUAUCUUUUAUCUGAAGUACAGUCAAACCUCGGAUUGCGAGUAACUUAGUUUGCAAGUGUUUUGCAAGACGAGCAAAAUUUUAAAAUUAAUUUUACCUUGAUAAAUGAGCGAGGGCUUGCAAUACGAGUAUUACGUAUACGCUUUACCUGCCUAGCAUCACGUGAUCACAACUGAGCCGAUGGUUCUUCUCUUUCUCGCUGUGGGAUUGUGGGUAAUCGUCUCCCAUGUUCGGUCUCAAUCAGCGUGCUUCACUCGUGUAGUCAAAAUUUAGUAGAAAAGCACCACCCGAAUAAGGGUGUAGCAGUGCGAGCGAUGAAUCUGUUUAACGAAAAUGCAAUGUCCACAUUUCCGCGAAAUGGAAAAGGAGGCAAAAGCGGCUGUCAGUAGAUGAGUUUUUUUUU